Molecule: messenger RNA, 666 nt
Organism: Diatraea saccharalis (sugarcane borer)
Lineage: Eukaryota; Metazoa; Arthropoda; Insecta; Lepidoptera; Crambidae
Source: the annotation of a GenBank genome assembly
AUGUCUGAUCCUCCGGACCCCGGAGGGGGUGAUAACGAGCCAUGUGCUCAAUCAUCACCUCCUGUAUUCUCGCAGAUGGAGAUUGAAUUGAUCUGUUUUUGGUGUGUUCUGGUGGCGGCGGUGCGUGCUCAAAGUGAUUAUUAUGGUCCACAGACGUUCAAACAAAACGUGGAAGCUUACGGGAAAGGGUUGUUCUCCCCAACUGGAAACGAUGUGGCCACACAGGCCCCUGCCUAUCCUAAGGUAGAACCUUGGCGAGCCCCGCUGCAACUGACGAAGGAGCAACAAGCGUCUAUUAUUCAUCACAAGCAGGCUCUUACGGCUGAGGGCGGCUUCCGCUUCGAAUACGCAGCGGAUAAUGGAUUGUCAGCUGGUGAGGUCGUUGAACCUGACGGUUCUCGCGUCGGCGCUUACCAAUACAAAGAUCCCAGCGGGCAACUGGUUAAACUCAAAUAUCGUGCCGGCAAGGAAGGAUUUCAGAUUCUCGAAGGUAGCCACAUUCCAAAAAGCCCUGAACCAGUUCCACCUCUCAAUCAAGACAAUCACUACAUGACAGCUUACCAGCAACAAAGGCAGCAAUACGAAUUGCAGCAGCAGUACAAUCAACAGCGUCCUGAACCUCAAACUCAGCAGUGGGACAACAAUCUGGUAAGAUCAGGGGUGUAA